Molecule: messenger RNA, 905 nt
Organism: Onychostoma macrolepis
Lineage: Eukaryota; Metazoa; Chordata; Actinopteri; Cypriniformes; Cyprinidae
Product: septin-1-like
Exons: 3
Coding region: 111-905 (264 amino acids)
Molecular function (GO): GTP binding; ATP hydrolysis activity
Source: RefSeq, a predicted model, not a curated record
UGUUGUCUAAAUCUUCUCAGGUUUGACUGGGGAAAGAGCCACAUUUAAAAGCAGAAGUUAUUCAGCAUAUUUCUUGGUUCUCUUAAGGGCUUCAACUAACCAAGCUUCAAAUGGCAAAUUCUCAACCGUUUUCUGAAAGGUAUGAUGAGUUGGAUGCGCCCCUGAAAAAUGAACUCAGUGAAAUUCUUAGUAAGAGUAAAUCAAUUGUAGGACCCACUACAAGAAUUAUACUAAACACAACAGUCGUAACUGAAGGAGAGUUACUGAGGAAAGAGAUCAUUGGAGAGAAAAAUGAUUACAAACCUCGUAAGGUCAUUCUGAUGGUUGGAGAAACGGGUACAGGGAAGACCAGUCUCAUCAAUGCAAUGAUCAAUUACAUCCUGGGUGUUAGAUGGGAACACAAGAUUUGGCUGGAGGUAGCCGAGGUAUCUGAAAACCAAACUGAGUCUCAGACAACAGCAGUGACUGUUUAUGAGGUUUUUCCAAAGGGCAGUCCAUUCUCUCUCACCAUUAUCGACACACCUGGGCAGGGUGACACACGUGGCCUUGACAAAGACAAACUCGUUCCUGAAAUUUUGCAGCUGUUAUUCAGAUCUGAGGAUGGCAUUCAUGACAUUGAUGCCGUGUGUCUCGUGCUGAAGGCAACAGAUGCUCGGCUCCAUGAAAGACAGCUGUAUAUUUUGGAUGAAGUUCUGUCAUUAUUUGGAAAGGACAUAGAAAACACAUCACUAUACUCAUCACAAAUGCUCAUAAAACCGUUCCGAAAAGCCCUUGAUUGCAUCAAAGUAGCCAAAAUUCCAUGUGCAAAAACAACGAACGGUCAGCCUGUUUAUUUUAAAUUUAACAACUGUCAAAGUGAUUCCUAUGAUGAGGAAGACAGAGAAUUACAAAGACUUAUGGGAUAG